Abrus precatorius (Indian licorice) is the source of this 2206-nucleotide messenger RNA. RefSeq names its product protein disulfide isomerase-like 1-6. Gene Ontology annotation, biological process: response to endoplasmic reticulum stress; protein folding. Lineage: Eukaryota; Viridiplantae; Streptophyta; Magnoliopsida; Fabales; Fabaceae. Gene Ontology annotation, molecular function: protein disulfide isomerase activity. The transcript is spliced from 12 exons. Bases 77 to 1672 code for a protein of 531 amino acids. The record is from RefSeq and is a predicted model, not a curated record. Gene Ontology annotation, cellular component: endoplasmic reticulum.
AGAUCUUCCCCAAAUUUAUAAACUUUUCACAACCAUCAGAUCUUAACCCCGAAUCAGGUCUAGUAGGCAACACAACAUGUCUACAAGGAAGCCCACUUUAAGAUUCAUCUAUCUCUUGCUCAUCCUCCUAGUACUGAGUUUUAACGUUGUCACAGAAGGUUCCGAGGCUGUCCCUGGCGACAAAGACGAGGAUGAUUUGGAGGAAUUGUUAGCAGUUGACGAUGAAGUGGAGCAGGAAGCUGAAGGGGGUGGCGUGAAGUUAUCCGAAGCAGAGGUUUUAACCAAAGCUCAAAGGAUCGUUCUUGAGCUGAACAAUGACAACACAGAGAGGGUUGUUAAUGGAAAUGAGUUUGUUUUGGUUCUGGGGUAUGCACCUUGGUGUCCCAGGAGUGCUGAACUUAUGCCCCAUUUUGCUGAGGCUGCAACUUCUCUCAAGGAUUUGGGAACCCCUCUUCUCAUGGCCAAACUUGAUGCUGACAGGUAUCCCAAACCUGCUAAGUUUCUUGGAGUCAAAGGCUUUCCCACCUUGCUUCUCUUUGUCAAUGGCACCUCUCAGCCCUACUCUGGCGGUUUCACAGCGGAUGAUAUAGUGACAUGGGCAAGAAAAAAGACCGGUACACUUGUUAUUCGGAUUGGUUCAGUGGCUGAAGCAGAAGAGUUUCUGAAAAAGUAUCAAACGUUUCUCAUUGGUCGCUUUGAUAAAUUUGAGGGACCUGAUUAUGAUGAAUUUGUGAGUGCUGCAAAGUCCGAUAAUGAAACCCAGUUUGUUGAAGUGAGUAAGGUAGAGCUUGCCCAAGUUCUUUAUCCAGAUAUCAAGGGUACUGAUCGCUUUCUUGGAAUUGUUAAGAGCGAACCUGAAAGAUACACUGCAUAUGACGGAGCUUUAACGAUGAAUAAAAUACUAGAGUUUGUAGACUUGAACAAAUUUCCAUUAGUUACAAAACUGACUGAAAUGAAUUCUAUCAGAGUCUACUCCAGCCCCAUCAAGCUUCAGGUUUUAGUCUUCGCAAACACUGAUGACUUCAAGAAUCUUCUUGAUCCUCUUCAAGAUGUUGCAAGAACUUUCAAGUCAAAGAUAAUGUUUAUACAUGUGGAUAUUAAUGAUGAGAACCUUGCAAAGCCCUUCUUAACCUUGUUUGGUCUUGAAGAAUCAAAAAAUACUGUGGUAGCUGCAUUUGAUAAUGGCAUGAGCUCAAAAUAUUUGUUGGAGUCAAAACCAACACGAAGCAAUAUUGAAGAGUUCUGCAAUAGUCUUGUUCAAGGUUCUUUAUCACCUUACUUCAAGUCACAGCCAAUACCAGAUAAUACGGAAGCUAGUGUCCAUGUUAUUGUCGGGAAAACAUUUGAUGACGAAAUCUUGGGCAGCACAAAGAAUGUGCUUCUGGAGGUAUUUACACCUUGGUGUAUCAAUUGUGAUGCCAUAAGCAAGCAAGUAGAUAAGUUGUCAAAGCACUACAAAGGAUCAAGUACUCUAAUAUUUGCAAGGAUAGAUGCUUCAACAAAUGAACAUCCAAAACUGCAAGUGAAUGACUAUCCCACACUUCUACUAUACAGAUCAAAUGACAAGACAAAUCCGAUAAAGCUCUCUACAAAAUCUAGUUUGAAAGAAUUGGCUGCGUCCAUCAACAAACAUCUAAAAGUCAAGAAUCAAGUCGUCAAAGAUGAGUUAUAGAACAUGUCAAAAAGUUUUGAGAGAAAAACACUUAACCAUAUAGAGAGAAAGCAUUAUGAAAAAAAAAUAAAAAUUACGGUGGCAUGCGUAAGCAUUUAAAAAAAAAAAAAAUUCUUUUCCCUCACUCUUAGUCUGUGUUGUCUGACUCGGUUCUAUUCUAUGAAUUACUUUCUGCCAAAUGGCAAAGAGCUAUGCAAAUUAUCAGCCCGCAAUGAACUAAAAAGAACAUACUUAAAACAAUGUACCGGUCAACCUUUUUCCAUUUCAAUCUCAUAGUCAUACAAGCCCCCUCCAAGAUGCAAGCUUAAAGUUGUUCCAUUGACAUUACUGUCUAAUUAUAUCCUAGUUUUUUUCUUUUGGGGUCGGGGGGUGGUGUUAUAACGAAGUCUCUUUGUAGAUUAGCUACCUCUGUAAGAUUAAGCAUGUUCAACUAUUCAUGUGUGUGACCCGUGGACAAGCUAUUCUCUGAAAUCAGUGGUGUCAAUUGGGCGCCUGAGCCAGAUCUCAUUAAUGUGUUAUAUUGUCGGUUACUGC